AUGAUUGGGCCACGUUCUACAAGUGCUGUCCGCCGUGAAAUGCGGUUUGACUGCAACCACACGAUGCCGCAAAAAGCCAGUGUCGCCGUGAAUGGUGCUGAUGGAACAGAGGGGCAGAUCCGCCGCUCGUUCCUGCAGCCGGAAGCGCUCCUGGAGCGCCCUGCCGAGGGUGUAAACACGAUGGUAGACCUACUCCACUAUGCUACGAAGAAGCAUGGCAACACGUGCAAGAUUGGUACGCGCGAAAUCGUGCGCGAGCACAAGGACCAAAAAGUUGUGCGCAAGAAGGUCGGCGACAAGGAGGUCGAGGAGACAAAGACGUGGACGUUUUACGAACUCACGCCGUUCCAUUACACCACGCUGAACCAGUUUGCGGAGAAUGUAAAAAAGUUUGCCAAGGGCUUGGGCGCGCUGGGCUUCGACAGCUCCAAGCGCUUCAACAUUUUUGCAUCCACCGCGGCCAACUGGCAGGUUGCUGCACACGCCUGUUUCCAACAGGGUGUCACGUUCUGCACCGCCUACGACACGCUCGGACCGACUGGCCUGCAAGUCUCGCUCGAGGAGCCCGAAGUGCGCGGUAUGUUUACGAAUGCUGCACACCUGUCCGUCGUCGAAAAGGUCCUGGACAACACGCCGCUCCUUGAAACUAUUAUUUACGACGGCGAGCCCGAGCCCGCGCUCUUGGAGACCAUUCGCACGAAGCUGUCCCACCGCCAAAACGGCCGCAUCGUGUCCAUCGACGAGUUGUCCAAGCUUGGCGACAACCAUCUCACUUCCGCUGCGUCUGUCCAGCCGUCGGAUAUUGCAUGCAUCAUGUACACUUCUGGCUCCACCGGGCCGCCCAAGGGUGUGAUUCUCACGCAUGCAAAUCUGGUCGCGACGAUCGCCGCAUGCGACCAGCUCUUGAUGAACUAUUUACACAACACUGAUACUGUGCUCUGCUACCUCCCCCUUGCGCAUAUUCUCGAGUUUGCUGUCGAAUGCUUCCUCAUCUUCCGCGGCUUCACGAUCGGCUACGGACGCGUCAAGACGCUUACUUCUACCAGUGUGCGCCACUCAAACAGCGACUUGAUCGAGUUCCGCCCGUCGCUUUUGGUCGGUGUGCCCGCUGUCUGGGAGCUUAUCCGCAAGGGCAUCCUUUCCAAGGUGCACCAGUCUGGCUUUAUCAAGCAGCGCAUGUUCCAAUUCGCUUUCUGGGCCAAGCGCAACAAUGUGGAGGGCUGCAAGCAGUUUGCCGACUCGGUUGUGUUCAAGGCCGUGCGCCAGCAAACGGGUGGCCGCCUGCGUCUUGCGCUUUCGGGCGGUGCGCCGAUUAGCAGGGAGACGCACGAGUUCCUCAACUUGGCGCUUUGUCAGAUUGUCCAAGGCUACGGCAUGACCGAGUCCUCGGCCAUGUGUGCCGUCCUGACACCGCAGUUUUUCAAGUUUGGCUGCGUCGGUGUGCCCAUGUCCUCGAUUGAGAUCAAGCUGGUCGAUGUGCCUGAGACGAACUAUCUCUCGUCGAACAAGAAACCGCAAGGUGAGGUUAUGAUCCGUGGUCCUUCUGUCACACAGGGCUACUUUAAGCGCCCCGAUAUCACCCGCGAGACCAUCACCCCCGACGGCUGGCUGCGCACGGGCGACAUCGGCCAGUGGGAGGACGACGGCACGCUCAGCUUGAUCGACCGCAAGAAGAACCUCGUAAAACUCUCGGGCGGCGAGUACAUUGCAUUGGAGCGCCUCGAGUCGGUGUACAAAGCGUGCAACAUGGUCAGCAACAUUUGCGUCUAUGCUUCCUCGGAGGCCAAGCAGCCCAUGGCCAUCGUCUUUCCCCGCGAGGAUUAUCUGCGCAUGGGGCUCGAAGAACGCGGCAAGAAGGACUUGGCCCAGCUGUCGUUGGAAGAGCAGUGCAAGAACAGCCAAGUGGCCGACGUGCUUCUCGAAGAGCUGCACAAGACUGCGAAGGCAAACCACUUUGCGCCUAUGGAAAUGCUGCAGGUGAUCUUGCCUAUUGCAGAGGAGCUGCCGCUGACUGCUGCGCAAAAGGUGCAGCGCAAAGAGGUGGAGUCCAUUUAUGGGGAUGCGAUCAAGAAGUUGUACCCUUAG
Molecule: messenger RNA, 2085 nt
Organism: Malassezia vespertilionis
Lineage: Eukaryota; Fungi; Basidiomycota; Malasseziomycetes; Malasseziales; Malasseziaceae
Gene: lcf1
Product: long-chain-fatty-acid--CoA ligase
Exons: 1
Coding region: 1-2085 (694 amino acids)
Biological process (GO): long-chain fatty-acyl-CoA metabolic process; long-chain fatty acid metabolic process
Cellular component (GO): endoplasmic reticulum; plasma membrane; lipid droplet
Molecular function (GO): long-chain fatty acid-CoA ligase activity
Source: RefSeq, a predicted model, not a curated record